AUGGGACAAGAACAAAGCAUUGGCGGGGGCAACGUGCCCGCCUCGAGCAAAGAUGCCGGCGUGCACCGAGUUGAAGGCACGGGCCAAUCGGCCACUUCAUCACAACCUACCACAAAACUGGAUCAAGUUGUGGCAAAGUCAAGCUCCUUGAAUUUACCACAGCAAAUCUUACCCCCUCCCCGUGUCAAGGAUGAAAUGCCCUCAGCGCUGCAGGGCACGCUUGUCAUGCAUGAAUUGAAUCGCGUUUUCCAUAGUCUGUUGAUGGGAGUCGAGGAAACUCCGAAUUCACGCGUGCAGUCCACAACUCUUGAGGGAACUGAGGCCUCAGGUUCUACUGAUGGCCAUGGGACAGCAGGCACCCCCGGGCAGUCCGACGGCUCUAACGUGGAUGGAGAUGGAAGAAAAGAAGAAGGGCACGCCGGCAACAAUGUUUUGCCAGAACGGACCUCGAUCGAUGACCUGACGAGGGAAUUAUCGGAAGAUUCGCGAGCAGAACAAAAUCGCUGGGCACGCUUGGGCAUUGAUGAAGCAACAGUCAGUGCCGUGCUAGAGCAAUGUACAGGAGGACCGAAGAUGGCCAGCGUGUUGAAUCGACAGGCUCUGCUCUUGCAACAGAUUAUGGCUGCAAAAGAAAAGUCUGUCAGACUCAACGCUGCUAUGGAAAAGCAUGGGGUGGCCGCAAAACGAACUACAAUGGCGCUCGAGCGGCUCGAUCGAAUUCACAUUGCGUUGUCCGAUGUCCAAGACAAUUUAGAGUCUGCUGUUGCUACAGCAAAUAUUCUUGGAGCCUCGCAUUUCUCUCAUGACGAUGAAAUGUGCUCGUUCAAGAACUUUUUGCGCCACAACCCGCCGAAAUACUCUAAGUCGGAACGUUGA
Molecule: messenger RNA, 876 nt
Organism: Chondrus crispus (carragheen)
Lineage: Eukaryota; Rhodophyta; Florideophyceae; Gigartinales; Gigartinaceae
Exons: 1
Coding region: 1-876 (291 amino acids)
Source: RefSeq, a predicted model, not a curated record